AUGACCUACGCGCCCUCGUCCGGCCUGAUCUUCCUCUUUGGCGGGUACGACCAGUUCUACAUGAACGACCUGUGGACGUUGUCGCUGGGCAGGACCGACUUUCCCUCCCUCACCGACAUCACCAUCAAGGCCGUGAAGAAGCAGCACGGCGCCAAGACCGACGAACUGCCCAUACCCGAGGACCUCAAGCAUCGCCUCCGUUACGCCGACAUCGGAAAACAGAUGGAGUGGCGCGAAGAAUGCUUGGGGGCAGCUCACGCCACGCAGAACCCCUCGCUCCCUCUUCGGACGACAGCGGGCAUCUGCGUGGUGGACCGCGCGCUGUACAUGUUUGGCGGGAGUCAGGGCAGCCCCGACAACAGCGACAUCUACAAAUACGACCUCGGCGAGGGAGCCGCGCGUCAAUGGUCGAAGCUGGAGGUUAGCGGUGCCACGCCCAAGCCCUCCAAUUACUCCAAACUGGCCGUCUGGGGCACCCACAUUGUGGCGAUCAACGACGAGAACAUGAAGGACACCCCACAAGACACUGAUUCCUUCCACAUCUUUGAUACGAAAUGGCGGGGUUACAAAUGCUCGGCCGCGCUACAGGCCUUCGAGAAUGUGUCCGUUGGCAUUGCGUUCGGCCACCUCUGCUUUGUGAGCCCCGAUGCCACGAAGCUGUUCUACAUGGCCCUGGACGACCUGGCCGCGACGACGGAGAGGCCUGCGGGGAGCGAGCGGCUCGAGUGGAAGGCGCUGGACCUCGAGCGGGGAGACCCGGCCAUGAACCCUACCGUCACCUGCUGGGCGGGGCCAUAUCUGUUCGGCGCGUCGGACGACCGCCUUGGCGUGCUGGUCAUCGAUCUCGCCAAGGGUAGUGGCAGGUGGCAGCCGAUAACGCUGGUGGGAGAACCGCUGAAGAUCGCCGACUCGGGGGCUACGAUGUGCGGCUCGCCCUCGCGCCUGGUCGUGUUCGGCGGCUACAGCGCCAAUACCGGUUACUCGCAAGCGACGACUGUACUCGAUGUGACCGACCUGGAGGUAGCCCAGGUCAUCAACCUGUGA
This is a messenger RNA of Acanthamoeba castellanii str. Neff, 1044 nucleotides long. RefSeq lists its product as uncharacterized. Lineage: Eukaryota; Discosea; Longamoebia; Acanthamoebidae. The coding region runs from base 1 to 1044 and encodes 347 amino acids. The transcript is spliced from 11 exons. Gene Ontology annotation, molecular function: protein binding. The record is from RefSeq and is a predicted model, not a curated record.